UCUGACUGUUUCCACCCUUGGUCUCUCUCUCUGUUGUCUCCAUCCCAUCCCUUUUUGGGCUUCAACUGUAACAGUUGUCAGUUCUGCCCACAGCCAGGCCAGGGUUAACAGGGAGGGAGAUCUCAUUUCAUUUCCUGCCUCCACCCUCCAAUUAAAAUUGGUCCUUUUGCAUCUCAUUUCUACUUCCUUCGGGUGUGUGUCUCAGUCCCCAGACCAGUGAUCUCCAGGCCUGGAGCCUUCUAGGGGAGGCGGACCCGGACCCAGACCCGGACCCGGACCCGAGAGCCUUCCCAGUCACAGGUCUGAACUUGACCCUUCAUACCAAGUACCAUGGCCCUGGCCCUGACCAGCAACCCACAGGAGGCAUUGCUUUUGGCCUUGAGUGACCUUGAUGAAAAUGACUUCAAGAUAUUAAAGUUCCACUUACGGGACAGAACCCUGCUUGGGGGCCAGGGGCUGGCCCGAGGGGAGCUGGAGGGCCUGAGUCGGGUGGACCUGGCUUCUCGGCUGGUUUUGAGGUACGGAGCGCAGGAGGCUGUGAAAAUGGUGUGCAAGGUGCUGCAGGUCAUGAACCUGUUAGAACUCGUGGACCAGCUCAGCCACAUCUGUCUAAAUGAUUACAGAGAAACAUACCGAGAGUACAUACGCUGCCUGGAGGAGAGGCAAGAAGAGGGAGUCAGCCGCACCUACAACCAGCUGCUCCUGGUGGCCACUGCCAGCCUGGGAAGCCCUGAGCCUGAGCAGGAGCAGGGCUCUGUCACAGUGGAGGCUCUGUUUGAUCCGGGGGAGAUGCCCACCCCAGGCCCAGCCACAGUGGUGCUGCAGGGACCCGCUGGCACAGGCAAGACAACACUGGCAAGAAAAAUGGUGCUGGACUGGGCCACUGGCACGCUGUACAAAGACCGGUUUGAUUAUGUCUUUUACGUGAGCUGCAGAGAAGUGGUCCUGCUGCCGGAGGGCACGCUGGACCAGCUCCUGCUCUGGUGCUGUGGGGACAGUAAGGCGCCCGUCACCGAGAUCCGGAGGCAGCCGGAGCGGCUCCUGUUCAUCCUGGAUGGCUACGAUGAGCUUCAGAGGCCCUUUGCCAAGAGGCUGAAGAGGCUGGGGCCCAGCCCCGCGCAGGACACGCUGCGCCGGCUCAUCCGGAGAGAGGUACUGCCCACGUGCUCCCUGCUCAUCACCACGCGGCCCCUGGCUCUGCGGAACCUGCAGUCCUUGCUCAGACAACCGCGCCAUGUCCACGUCCGAGGCUUCUCUGAGGAAUCGAGGGAGAAGUAUGUCCAGUCCUAUUUCACAGAUGGGGAGCAAGCCCAGAAGGCCUUUGACUUCAUACGUGGAAAUGAGGUUCUCUACCAAGCAUGUCUGGUUCCAGGCAUCUGCUGGGUGGUCUGCUCCUGGCUGAAGGGGCAGAUGGAGAGAGGCGGGGAGGUCUCAGAGACUCCCAGUAGUGGCACCGACAUCUUCAUGGCCUACGUCUCCACCUUCCUGCCGCCCAGUGACAACGAGGAUCCCUCCGAGCUCACCCGAGACAGGGUCCUGAGGGGUCUGUGCUCCUUGGCAGCCGAGGGGAUCCAGCACCAGAGAUUCCUGUUUGAAGAAGCUGACCUCAGGAAGCACAGCUUAGAUGGGCCCAGCCUGGCUGCUUUCCUGAGCAGCCAGGAUUACCAAGAGGGGCUUGACAUCAAGAAGUUCUACAGCUUCCGCCACAUCAGCUUCCAGGAGUUUUUUCACGCCAUGUCCUACCUGAUGAAAGAGGACCAGAGCCAGCUGGGGGAAGAGUCCCUCAGGGAGGUGAACAGGCUGCUGGGUGACAGGGAGCAGGCGGCGGGGGAGGAGAUGACCCUCAGCAUGCAGUUUCUAUUGGACAUAUCGAAAAAAGAGAGCUCCUCCAACUUGGAGCUCACGUUCUGCUUCAAAAUCUCCCCCUCGAUAAAGCAGGAUCUGAAGAAUUUCAAAGAGCAGAUGAGCUCUCUAAAGCAUAGCAAGACCUGGGAGUGGGACUUCUUCCUGAAUGAGGCUAAAAUGAAGAGUCUGGCAAACUGUGUUCAGAUGAGCAAUGUGGCGAUUAGGAUGGAACAUUCAAAUGAAAAGAAAUCCCACAGCAAGAGCUCAUUUUCUGUCAAAACCAGCUUGAGUGAUGCCAAGAAAGAGGAGCGAAAAUGUCUAGUUGUGAACGAAGGGAAUGUAGCAGGGACACAGAAGCAGGCUGCUAAUGGGAAAAGCAGAGGGAAGAGGAACUAGAGACCAGGAUGGUAGAGGUAGGAGUAGGACAGGAAGCACACAAAUGGAGACACUAGAGCUGAUGGUGGGGUGGAGAGACAGAGGGAGAGGGCAGACCGUAGAAAGGAAUGGAGAGAUGUGAGAUUGAGUUAAUGGGCACAAGGAGUGGAAGGACAGGAUAACAAAUAGAAAAAAGAAAUAGAUAGAGGGUCAAGAGAUUUGGAACAUAGGACGUGGGGAGAGCCAUGUGGAAUGAGUCCUUAGGAACAACCACGUGUCAACAGUGGCUCAGGGUUAGUUGUUUAGCACCGCCUACCCCCCAAGGCUGUUUGUAAAUUCCCCAAAUGUAAUCUUAUGAGGGCCUGACAUUUGACUCUUUCCUAUAAAAAUAAAUUCCUUAAUAUAAUAAAAUGUGGAUUGUGCUCACUCUAUAAGAUAAUGUGAAGCAUAUCAAUGUCAGCAUUUAAAGGAAAUGUACUGUGAUAUAAUGCAAUGUCCCAUUGACUCUGUAUUUGUGAUCAAUUGCUGCUUAAAUAGUAUCUUUCCAUCUUUCUAGAAGCUUCUAGAAUUUCCAUGCUGGAAAUGAGCGAUGGCUUGUCACAGACAUUUGGUCUUAGAAGCUAUACUGUGACUUCACUUACCUCUAUGGCAUAGAGUCUAUGCUAAUAACAUGCCACUGUUGUCUCCAGCUGUACCAUUAACUGACUUCCUUUUUGGAAAGAGCAGUCAUUUUUAAGCACUAAUCAAAGCAUUUUCCUGUUUUGGUUCCCUCUGUAUAUAAAAGAAGAAGAAGAAAAGGGAUUAUAGAUGUAGGUGUGGUCAGGUCCCAACCCUCAUUUCACAGAUGAGGAAACUGAAAUUCAGUCAGGAGCCCCAUUCAUUUCUGGGGUUUGUAGACGCUCUCAGAGACCCUGUGCAGGCACGUGAACCUAUCCCCAUCCUGCUGUUGCUGCUGGCUCCAGUGCAGCUGAGAGCGAUGCUGCCUCGAACUCCCCGUAUCCCACAGAAAGUACAGACGCUCCUCACACAUUUUUACUGCUGUCAUGACUCUUCAUGAGCUGAUUCCACAUGUGCCAAUUGCAGCAAUCUGCUGCACGUGCCCAUACAUCUGAAUCCAGGAAACUCAGCCCUGACCGGUCAGCUUCCUAUGCCAUGAGAACAAUUAUUAUGAAGUCUUCUUCUCACAGGAAGCUUGGUGGCUCUACAUUUGGUAAUAAUAUUCAUAGCAUGUUGAACACAGACUGCUUGUGUAUAUAGAAUGUGUAAGAAACAAUAUGUGUGUCUAUAUACUUCUUUAAAGAGAAAUUUGUGCUGGAUUACUGAAGAGGCUAGUUGGCACCCACUGGGCUAGGCUGUGUUGACCCUAAAGAACUUGGAUGUUGUCGGCAGGCCAGCUCUUGGAUGUCGUAGAGAAUUUGGGAACAAUGAAACAGGUGCCCAGCCACACUGCUGGGUUUUCAUGUGGCCCAAGAGUUCUAUUUUAUAAAAACAUGGUUCUAACUCCAAUUGGGGUUUAGAGAAGGUAUUUCACUUAGGAUUCACAUCCAAUUCAAACUAACUUUAACAAAAAUAAAUGACUUACUGUAUUCAUUUAUAUAAAAAAAAACUGACUUCCGGUUUUAGGCACGUCUUGCUCAUUCUAACAGUAUCAUCAAGGCUUUCACUCUCUCUCCUCUCCGUCCUGGUUAGAGUUACCUUUCUUUGGCUCUCAUUUCAGAAAGUAAUCUUCACCCGGAACCGUCUUUACAGUCAAUAAUCCCAAAGGAAGAGAAGACGUUUUACUAAUGGCUGUAGCAAGGAGCUGGGGGAGGGUAUGACUGAGCCUGGUAUGUGCCACACCUUGCACAGUCCCUGUGGUCUGGAAGAUGAGCUCUGAUGGGCUAGACCUGAGUUUCAUGGCUUAGGUCACAUGGCCAUACUUUCUAGGUCACUCUGCCACACCCCUAGGGCUGAGUACGAAAGGAUCAACACCUCCAGAAAUGCAUGGAAUGGGAGAGUGACUCCUAAAGGAAAGGAUUUUGAACAGAAAAAAAUAAUAUGUCACACAGCUAUGUACACAGACACAGUGUGUCUGAUGGACUGGGGUUCCCUGAGGGAGCAUGACCCUCUGUGCAGAAAUGCAAUCCCUUCCUUAUCUACUGAUCCCACUGCCUGCUGAUGGGACUCACUCCUGCUUUUCUUCUUAUUUCGCUAAGAGACUCAGGAAGAUGAUAAGCUCUGUGUGUCAUACUUGCAGGUCCCAAUGAGUGUCCUACGACAGAGGGGACUGAAGCGUCCACGUAGGGCUCUUAGCAAUGCCUUUAAAGUCAGACUCUCAGCCUGUUCAAUGAAGGGAGAGUCAAUCCAGAGAAUAUCCCUUCAUUAGUAGAAUAUGUGGCUAUUCAUCCCUUGGAUCCUUUUAUACCCUUUCCCCCAUGAUUUCUGGGCUUGGGAACCAGGCCUCAAACUGUGCAGAGUCCUUGAAGUGAUUCAUUUAUGGACUUCUCCUUGGCCUGGUUUCUGUUUAUUCUCCAUUCUUCCUUUUACCAAGAUUUGAAAUCCUCUCUUCUUCAUGCACCACAUCCAGUCCUCCAGCACUAUCAAUGCACCCCCUAAAGUAUUUCUUGUUUUGUUCAUCCUUUCCACCCUCUCUAUCCAUCCUUCCAGUCUGUCUUGCCAAAACAACUAAUA
Molecule: messenger RNA, 4890 nt
Organism: Myotis daubentonii (Daubenton's bat)
Lineage: Eukaryota; Metazoa; Chordata; Mammalia; Chiroptera; Vespertilionidae
Gene: NLRP10
Product: NLR family pyrin domain containing 10
Biological process (GO): positive regulation of inflammatory response
Cellular component (GO): cytoplasm
Source: RefSeq, a predicted model, not a curated record